GGGUUGCAUCACCUUGCAGCUGAUGCUAGCUCUGACCCGAGCUUUCCAAAAUUUUGCGCACGCCUAGCCGCCUAGCUCUCCUCAUUUGCACGUCACCACUCUCGUCAUGACCUUCACAUCUAGCUACCUAUUCCUAGGCCUCUUUUAGAGAAUAGACAUAUGUUAUUAAUCCCUGCCUAAUACCUCACCGUGCACUAUUAGACCUCAUCGACCUAUUGAUAAUCAGCGCCCUCAUCCCUUCCCAGUGGUCCCGCGAUUAUUCCACCAUUCCCGACGCACCGACGGCGAUACCAACAACCCGAUAGACUCCCCUAAGCGUACUUCGAGCUUCCGAUCGCAAUUUCCCAUUCGGCUACUUUGAAGGGAAAGGGGGGAUCGGGAUGAUACGGGCCUGCCUCCGGACUCUCCGUCCGCUUCUGCAACCAUCCGGCAAUGCCGUCGGGUUACAAAAUGCGCUUGGCUUAGAAGCGCAGUUCCUAAGGCGAGCUUUUUUUUCGAUAUCGCAACCCGGAUUACGGAUCCCAGCCUCGAGGGCCACCCAGAGAAUCGGUUACAGGCCGAGAAUAUCCACUCCUACCAGUAAAGCAUACCAAUCCCCCAUACGAACAAAUAAGCGAUCAUUCCACAAAACCUCGCGGUUACGAGACGCGAAACCCGAUCCGAGCAAACCGAAUACACAAGCGCCUCAGGGGUUAUCCGCGAGGCUCAAGAAGCUAUCCAGAGAAUAUGGCUGGGCUGCCGUUGGCGUGUAUCUGGGUCUCAGUGUGCUAGACUUCCCGUUCUGCUUCUUGCUUGUGCGCGUAGUUGGCACGGAAAGGAUAGGCGAAAUCGAACACUGGGUAGUGUCGCACGUCUCUAUGGCCAUACCAGAAUCUAUCCGCAACAGAUGGCAUGAAUAUCGGUUGGCGCUGAAAGAAGCCAAGCAAGAGCAGUCUCAAGGCGGUGCCGAGGUCGAAGUAGCCGGCUGGGGUGUCGCGGAGGCUGAGCAAAGGAAUAAGUCAGAGGCUAGCCUCGGCACUCAGCUAGCUCUCGCCUACGCCAUCCACAAGAGCUUUAUAUUCCUCAGGGUCCCCUUGACAGCUGCCGUGACGCCCAAGGUCGUCAAAGUGUUGAGAUCCUGGGGCUGGGAUAUCGGAAAGCGACGAGCCAAGAGGUGAUCUCUCAGAAUUGAUAGAACUACGCUUUACUCUACUCCUUUCCGUCAUUUGUAUUAAACAACGCUAUGGCUCCAUCGCGAGUCAUCAGUAUGUACUAUAAGAUGCAUAUAUCAGGGAUAGAUUCUACAGGGGGUUAUAGAAAAAGAUAGAAUCAUCCACCUUCCACAAUCAAAUACGAGACCAGUUAGUUUUUGUUGUAUUCGUA
Molecule: messenger RNA, 1362 nt
Organism: Xylaria bambusicola
Lineage: Eukaryota; Fungi; Ascomycota; Sordariomycetes; Xylariales; Xylariaceae
Exons: 3
Coding region: 381-1157 (258 amino acids)
Cellular component (GO): mitochondrion
Source: RefSeq, a predicted model, not a curated record